Messenger RNA from Physcomitrium patens, 1611 nucleotides. NCBI's taxonomy places the organism in Eukaryota, Viridiplantae, Streptophyta, Bryopsida, Funariales, Funariaceae. The record is from RefSeq and is a predicted model, not a curated record.
UAUUGGAUAAUUUGUGAGCAGGUGAGUAUGGCAUAUGUUUUGGAGUUGAUCAAGAAAUAUAUUUUGGUGUUGAGGUCUGAUCCAUGUGUAUGGAAGGAAAGAUACUUAACUAGUAUGAAACAGUCUAAUGAUUGUUUGCAAGAUAUUGACACAAUAUCAAACAUGGAAGGUAUUGGUGGAGAUGUUUGGAGAGGAUGUCAAGCCUAUAUUGUAGCAUUGAAGGUUUUGUUGAAAAAAGAAGACAUAUUAAACAAAAACCAAUGUACAAUUUUAUGCAAGAGGAUUGAACAUGUUAUGAAGGUGUAUGACUACUUGAUGAGUUAUAGCAAUGAUGGAUUAAAAUAUGGGGAUUUAUUGAGGGAGUUGAUGAUUACAUUGGAUAAAGCUUAUGUAUUGGUGAAGAAUUGUGGGAAAAAGAAAUGGUGCAAAGCAGCAGUGAUUCAAUUGAAGAACAAAGAGACUUUUAGAGAACUACUUUUGGACUUGAAGUGUUGUUAUAAAGUAGCAACUCAUGUCCUUUUGAAGGACUUUGGUAAAAUGUUUGAAGAGAAGGUUUUUGAUACUAUUCAUGUUGCAACCUAUGAUGAAGUAGAAGGUGAUGAAAGGUGUUUGUAUGAAAGAUUGAUUCUUUUAAAUGAAGAAGGAAAUUUUGAAAAUUGUGGAUUGGCAAAGCAUCUAUUAUUAAGGGUGAGAAACUUGCAUUGCAUAGAAGGUGGAGAAUUGGAUGAUUUGAAAUUAUCAUUAAAUAUGGAAACUGUUGAUUUUAUAAAACCUAUAGGUGAAGGAUCUUAUGGAAAAGUGUAUAAAUCAAAGUGGUAUGGUCUUUUGUGUGCAACCAAAAAGAUGAACAAUGUGUAUGUGAAUUCUUUUGUAAAAGAAGCAAACAUCCUAGCUAAUCUAAGCCAUCCCAACUUGAUAUCAUAUUAUUUUGCAAUGAAAAGUAUUACAAAUGAAUAUAAUGGAUGUUCCUCAUUUGAAAUGAAGAAUGAUCAUGUCUAUUUGGGGAUGGAAUUGAUGCAAACAAGUCUAACGCAUAUGUUGGAAACAAAUGGAGGGACAUCUGACAUAUUUUUAAUUGAUAUCAUGUAUCAAAUUGCGAGAGGGAUGUCUUACUUACAUGACAUGCACAUUGCACAUCGUGAUUUGAAGCCUGACUACAUUUUGGUUAAUGUUGUGGAGAAGAAAGUGAUGAACAAGAUUGUUCGAUAUGCUAUUGUAAAAGUGAUUGAUUUUGGAAUAUCUAAGAUUGAAGUUGGUAGCAAUCCAGAAGCAAUAGAGAAUAAUUAUAUUUAUGGUAGUACUUCCUACAUAGCUCCAGAGGUAUUGAAGAAAAAAUAUGAAACGAUGACAAUGUGCCCUUUUGAUGCUGAUGUGUUUUCAUUUGCAAUGGUAUGUUGUAAGAUUCUUUCCAAAAGAGAUCCAUUUGAUGAUUGUAAGAGAACAGAGAUAUUAGAAAGAAUAGAAAGAGGUGAAAGACCGGAAUUACCUCCAAAUUGCAAUGAAUUGACGGAGCUUAUCAAAGAGUGUUAGAACUUAAAUCCAUUGCAUCGACCAAAGUUUGCAAACAUUUGUGAAAGACUUUUAAUGUUGAAGAAAAAGAUUAUGAGUGGA